AUGUCUCUUGAGGACUCAGUAUCCAGCGACCCUCUCGCACCGUAUGCCGUCGGGACGACGCUGAAGCUGCUUCCCCACAGUGAUCCGACUCCGCCUUAUGGAGGACCAAAGUACGGAUGGCUGGGCGACGAGGAAGAAGACAAACUCGCCAAAUCGAGGAUCAACCAUCCGAGCAACUACACCCUUCCUGAACAGCAGAUGAAAGGAGAGAAGCUCCGUCUCAAAGUCUUGGAGCUCACUCGAGACCCCGCCAAGGAUGCUCCUCAAGGAGCUCUGCUCCUAGUUUGCCAAGUCACGAAGAUCCCCACCGCCAAAUUGUUCAUCGGCGAACUCCUUCGCAAGGACGAUCUCGUCGUGGCCGAAGUAUUCGACGAGCUGCUCUACGACACUCUGGUGCUCCCGUUUGCUCCAGUCUUAUCUCCAACCCAGCAGGCCGACUCUGGGCUCAGUCGAACCGCUGGCAUUUACAAGCAUUUCUACUCGGAAAACCUCACCGGAUCGUCUCAAAUCGUCCCACAGUACCAUGGAACCUGGGUCGUUCAGCACCAUCUCAAGGACACCAAGAGUACCUCUACUAGGUACGUCGGCGCUAUCCUUCGGGAGUACGUUCAGGGUCCUUCGAUCGAGUCCGUGUGCGUUCGCCACGAAUGCGAUGGCCUCUUUCCGCUGCGCAAGAUACGCCCUCAUGUCGAUUGGGACCGGGAGAUUGCACUCGACAGGGAGACUCGCCUCGACAUAAUGAAACAGAUCAUCCACAGCUGCGUCCUGCACAAGAAAUUUCACGUCGAGCACGAGGGUCCCGAGGCACGGAACUAUGUCAUCACCCUCCGCCGCAACGGCAAGAUCCUUGACAAGCCCCAGGCCGUCCAGGUCAACUUCACCCGCACCUACCUGUGGAACUUGACCAUAUGGGCAGCAUCCAGCCUGGAGAAUCACAAGCGCCAUGGCCUCAUCCCGACACUGCCGCAUCCCCUUCAUCCUAUCGAGGUUUACGACAUCUCUUCCCUGAGCGACUUUGCUGGUUGGUUUCCAUGGCACUGGGCGCACGGCGCACACAAGCGAAAGGGAAUGAGCUUGAUGCAUCGGUGGUUUCUGCAGGACGACGUGUUCGGACCGCGCCAGGAAGGACCCAGGUACUCGCUCCGCAAGACCUUGGGCGAGCAGACCCAGGGCGAGCAGACCCAGAUGCCUCGCAUCGCUAGCCGUCUCCGGCUAUUGUCGACCGGCUCACAACGCAGUGUGGGUUCUGAGUACUCGGGAACCACCGGUCGCAGCGGACGUUCUCGGAGAGGUGAAGGCUCGGGCGAUACGCAGGAGGAUGAUAUUCCGGAGGAUGAUAUUGAGGAUUAUUGA
Colletotrichum aenigma is the source of this 1353-nucleotide messenger RNA. RefSeq lists its product as uncharacterized. Lineage: Eukaryota; Fungi; Ascomycota; Sordariomycetes; Glomerellales; Glomerellaceae. The record is from RefSeq and is a predicted model, not a curated record. The transcript has a single exon. Bases 1 to 1353 code for a protein of 450 amino acids.